GGCUGAGAGACACGUCAGGGCAAUGUUUACUGCCGCGCCGUGCUGAGCCUGUCCUGCCGCCCUUCCGUCUGUGUCCCGUGAGUCCCCCCCCUCCACGCCCUCGCCCCUGACACUGUUCCCACCCGCUUGUCCACGUGGCUGGCCCUCCCUCAACGGGCUAUCAGAGGAAAUUCAUAAGACACCAGCAUGGGUGACUUGGCCCAGUGGUUCAACAGCCUGCCCCCCAUGACCAGGACCUGGUUUGGGGGCACCAUCGCACUCUCUCUCUUUGGGCGCUUUGGUCUCCUCAACCCUCGGUGGCUCAUCCUGCACUAUGAGCCUCUUGUGCACAGUUUCCAGUUCUGGAGGCCUGUAACGUCAGUCUUCUACUACCCGAUAACUCCACAGACCGGCUUUCAUUUCCUGAUUAACCUCUAUUUCCUCUACAGUUACUCCUUAAGACUUGAAACCGAGCACUUUGUGAGGAAGCCUGCCGACUACCUUUUCAUGCUGCUGUUCAACUGGAUAUGCUGUGUCAUCGUGGCGCUGAUAGGGGAGGUGCUGGUGCUGAUGGACCCUAUGGUGAUGUCGGUGCUGUACAUCUGGUGUCAGCUCAACAAGGACGUCAUUGUCUCAUUCUGGUUCGGCACGAGGUUCAAGGCCAUGUACCUUCCCUGGGUUCUUCUGGCCUUCAACAUGAUCAUUGCUGGAGGAGGAAUGAUGGAGUUGAUGGGAAUUAUCAUCGGCCACCUCUACUUCUUCCUCACCAUCAAGUACCCACAGGACUUUGGGGGAGCAACCUUACUGCACACUCCUGAGUUUUUGUACAACUUCUUCCCCAACCAGCGAGGAGUGUCUAGCUUUGGCCAGGCCCCCACCGCUGCCAGGGCAGGUGGUGGUGGUGGCGGCGGCGGUGGUGGUGGCGGUGGCGGGGGAGGUCGCGGCAUUUUCCGAGGCCAGGGGCACACGCUUGGCUGAGUAUCCGUUCUUCAUGUGUGUAGUCUUGCCUUAACUAAUUUAACUUUAUCUUGAUUUCUUAAUAAGUGACAUUUACUUAAUAUUCUGACACAUGAUUCUUGAAGUCAUUUCAAAAUUUGUUUUUCCUGAGUUUCAUGAAUUUUGUUUGACAUUGGAAAAAAUAACUGACUGUGUGAGGAUGAAGAUACUUCUUGUCAGUGUGGUUUUGAAAUAAAACAUUAAAUUAUGCAGCAGGGCUGUAAUGUAUCCAGUGGUCAGAAUUAAAGUACCUGAUUUACAUUUUGCUUAAAGUGGGGAUUGUUUGUUUCCCGUAAUGCUUUGUUUAAAUACCAAAGAGAAAAAGCAGUUCAGGGUAUGCGCUAAACAGUCAAGAGUCACCAGGCCCUGCAAGCCAGUGUCUGCUCUUGUGCUGCUCCUGUCUAGCGUUCUGAUGGCGUGUGACCACAAGGGGUAAAUCAGGUACUCAUCCACCAAGCAUCCAUUUCCUACCAUCUGCUAGUAUAGAUGUGUAUGAACACCCAAGUUGCAGAAUGUGGUUGAUACUGCUGAUAAAAAAAAUCACAUUUGUAAAUGUUCAAUAUAAAGCAAGAAGAAAAGAAACCGCUUAAUACUUCCUGACAGGGGCCGUGUGUCCAUGUAGAUUGAUUGAGUGAAAUACACAGGAAUUUAGUUUGAAUUAUCUUCUCUUAAGUUUGGCUAUUUAGGUUCUUUUAAUCCCACAAUGUAUAUACCAUCCCAUUUUUGUAUUCUCUGCAUACAGUCAUUCACUCAUUCUUGAUUAGAAAUGUGCUGGGGUCGUCUAGCUGAUAUUUUCAAACAGUUUGAUGCCAAUAUAUUUGUAUUUGAGUCAGUAUGCAAACAGCCUAAAGUGGAGGGAGUUUGUAAUGCAGUGAUUAAAGCAGUUUUGCAAACCUUUUUUUAACUUUCAAGCAUCUGUCUCCAUCAGGCCAUGAUGAAGUGCAACAUCAGAGAAACUGCAAUGACAGUCAAAAAUCUUGAAAUAUACAUACAUCACGGAGUGCCAUGAAUCAAACCCAAAUCUUCAGAAUAAAAGUCAGGGCAGCGAGCCAACUAAGCCACUGUGACAGUGACCUAUGCCUAUUAAUACCAUACCUAGUAUAUAUGCUGCCCUGACUUCUAUUCUGAAUUUCUGAAGGCCUAGGCUUGAAUUCCAGCAUUUAGUGGUGUACAUUUUGAGAGUGACAUCAUUUGAUGCUUUGCUCCUAGCCAGCAUCAGGGUUGGGGCAAGACAAGCUGUGUGUGUGUUGUGCGGCCCACUUCAUUGAGCAUCCGAGAUCAUAUGCAUUGUUUUACAGCCUGCUUGACUGGUGAAUGGGUUUCUUUGUGAUGGUAAUUAUAUUCUAAUCAUAGCCAAAGUGAAGCACAAAACAUGCAUGCAUUUGAACUAGGGCUGGAGACAGUCAUUUGUGUGUGAGCAAGGAUACCUUUAUACUUGUAUGUACUAUACUUGUAUGUAGUGUGUGUGUGCAUCUGUGCAAGUGAUGCUCUUUUACUAAAGACACGGGAGCAAAAUGCUGAUGUGCACGUGUGAAGGGCAUCGUCCUCUAAGGUUAUGCAGGCAUUUACACCAACAAUGUUGUCGCAAAACAUAAUAAAAGUUAUUUUGUCAAUGCAAAAA
Molecule: messenger RNA, 2596 nt
Organism: Eriocheir sinensis (Chinese mitten crab)
Lineage: Eukaryota; Metazoa; Arthropoda; Malacostraca; Decapoda; Varunidae
Gene: Der-1
Product: derlin-1-like
Exons: 6
Coding region: 187-957 (256 amino acids)
Biological process (GO): endoplasmic reticulum unfolded protein response
Cellular component (GO): Hrd1p ubiquitin ligase ERAD-L complex; endoplasmic reticulum membrane
Molecular function (GO): ubiquitin-specific protease binding; misfolded protein binding
Source: RefSeq, a predicted model, not a curated record